Messenger RNA from Lipotes vexillifer (Yangtze River dolphin), 645 nucleotides. It is a transcript of the gene LAT2, whose product is annotated as linker for activation of T cells family member 2. Gene Ontology annotation, biological process: calcium-mediated signaling; B cell receptor signaling pathway; B cell activation. The transcript is spliced from 11 exons. Gene Ontology annotation, cellular component: plasma membrane. The coding region runs from base 1 to 645 and encodes 214 amino acids. The record is from RefSeq and is a predicted model, not a curated record. Lineage: Eukaryota; Metazoa; Chordata; Mammalia; Artiodactyla; Lipotidae.
AUGAGCGCGGACGCGGAGCUGCUGUGGCCGGGGGCGGCCCUACUGCUGCUGAUGCUGGGGGCGGCGGCCGGCCUGUGUGUGCGCUGCUCCCCCCGCGCAGGUGCAAAGAGGUCCGAGAAAAUCUAUGAGCAGAGGAGCCUGCAAGAAAAUCAGCAGAACUUUGCAGUGGCCCGGACCUAUACCCUGGUCAGGGAGGCCUGGCCAGGGCCCCUGGUGGACACGGCCUCCAACGCGGCAUCAGCAAGGAAGGACAAGCUGCUGCAGUUCUCCCCCCGCCUCGAGGAUUCUUCAUCCUCCAGGUACCAGAACUUCAGCAAAGGAAGUAGACGCAGAUCAGAUGCAGCCUACAUACACCCCUUCGCCACGGACUAUUUCGAUUGUGGGCAGUUCCAGAAGCCCCCGGAAGAUGAUGAUGACACCAAUUCCUAUGAGAACGUGCUCAUCUGUGAGCCAAAGAAAACUGAAUCAGGGGACGAGGAGUCUGAGGGUUAUCAGAACUCAGCAUCCAUCCAGCAGUGGCGGGAGUCCAGGAGAGUCGUGGAGCCAGUCCCGAGGGAAGCGCCUCCCUACCCGGUGGGAAGCCCAGACGAGGACGAUGGGGAGCCCGAUUACGUGAACGGGGACGUGGCAGCCACCAAAGCCUAG